Messenger RNA from Colossoma macropomum (tambaqui), 2774 nucleotides. RefSeq names its product SH3 domain containing ring finger 2 (gene sh3rf2). The record is from RefSeq and is a predicted model, not a curated record. NCBI's taxonomy places the organism in Eukaryota, Metazoa, Chordata, Actinopteri, Characiformes, Serrasalmidae. Gene Ontology annotation, biological process: protein ubiquitination; positive regulation of JNK cascade; positive regulation of proteasomal ubiquitin-dependent protein catabolic process. Gene Ontology annotation, molecular function: metal ion binding; ubiquitin protein ligase activity; protein binding.
AUUAAUAUAAGCUGUUUUAUUCGGCUGACCUGUUUGGCCCGAGCUAAAGGUGCUGCUGUACAGCGCGUCUGUCUGUGUGAACUGUGUUAAAGGUGUUAAAUGUACCUGUUGUGGAGCUCCUGCCUGUCAGGAGGAGGAGUGUUUACGGAAGUGUUGCUGGGCUUUCACUACAUUCAACGCGACUAACUCGAGUUUAAAAUGUGUUUACAAGUUGUUUUUGAAGGAUUCUUGUAAGGACUCGCGUAAAAAGGUGGCUGCCCCCUGUGCCCACCUUCUGAAGCCCCUUUGAAAAGCCUGUGAAGACCACACAAUGCACUUUGCAUCGGCGAGUAGUGAGAGGAGAAGUGUGGAGGAGGAAGAGGAGCCUCUGGCUCUGAUAGAGCUGCUGGAAUGUCCUCUGUGCAUGAAGCCCCUGGACGUGACGGCCAAGGUCUUGCCGUGCCAGCACACCUUCUGCAAGCCAUGCCUUCUGCGCCUGGAGGCGUCGUCAUCACCUCACAUGUGCUGCCCGGAAUGCCGUGCCCCUCUUUCAGGGAGAAUAGAGAACCUGCCCACCAACCUGCUGCUGGCCAGACUCCUGCACAGCCUCCAAAGGGAUCGAGUGACCACGCCAAGGGACAGAAGUGGAGUGUACGUGAGCUCCACAACAGCUCAGGAGGGCUGUGUGGUCGAGGAUCUUCAACCUGCCCAACAGCAGAAGGGUCAGGGCACCCAGGAGGUGUUAGCUAAAGCCUUGUACGACUACCAAGGCAAUGGCCCAGGAGAGCUUAGUAUGAAAUCUGGCGACAUCAUCAGCCUUCGAUGGAGAGUGGACGAGAACUGGUGUUACGGAGAAGCCAAAGGGAGCAGUGGUCUUGUUCCCACCAAAAUGGUGCAGGUGUUGAGUGAUCAAGUCCAGCCUUUGGCUCUGUGCCGGGCCCUGUAUGACUUUGACUUGAACAGGCUGGAUCCUGAGGACAGGAAGGAAUGCCUGCCCUUCCUAAAGGGAGACCUCAUUAGUGUCAUUAAGAGAGUGGAUGAGAACUGGUGCGAAGGGAGGGUGAGAGACAGAGUUGGAAUCUUUCCUUUGCAGUUCACAGAGCCAAAUCCGGCCGCUCUCAAAAUCCUGGGGAGAGGUGGUGUGGGAUCUCGGCCGCAGGACACGAGACGGAGUAGUGGCCACAGGCGGAUCUCCAGGACGACCAGGCCUCCCCAGGUCAGCCUAUUGAACAGCCUCAACGAGCGGUCCCCUUAUAGUCACAUCCAGAGCCAGUACAGUGGGCCUGUAGCUCCACCUGCCCCGGGUAAAGCAGCCCAGCUCGCCCCAGCCUCCAAACCGCGGUCUGGAACUGCGCGCAGAAGCCUGACAAAGGUUGAAAGGAAGAUGAAUGGUGAAGUUCCCCCAACCAUCACUAUGGCUCUGAUCAACCCUCGCCCUCCACCACCACCAGAGAGCAAACAGUCCUCUACUCAGCAGCUCUCUAUCAGUGUGUGUGCUGCGCUGUACUCGUACAGUCCCCAUCGCCCCGAGGAGCUGGAACUGAGAAAGGGCGAGAUGGUGGGAGUUUAUGGGAAGUUCAAGGAGGGCUGGUUACGUGGUCUCUCACUCCGAACUGGCAAAGUGGGCAUUCUGCCCGCUAACUACGUCACUCCUGUGCUCAGAACGUCUGCAAGGUUUCUCGAGCAGCCAAAGCCUGCUGUGCCUGUUGCAAGCACUGCUGUGUCUACAAAGAGAUACACACCCCAGAAGCCCCAGGCUGUGGUGCUGGCCCUGGAUAAAGUGAAGACUGAUGGGACUUCUGCUGCCCCAGUAAUUGCCAUGCCGCCUCAGCCAGCCGUGUCAUCUGGCGGUGGAGCGAGAGCUCCUCAGGCAGGAGGCAAGCCAGGCUGGGACACGGUCAGACGGGCCUUCCAGCCCUCACACAGAGGGUCACCCCACCGUAACAGCUACCAUUCCCAAAAUCCAACCCCAAGCUUUCAACACCCACCUCAGGAUCUGGGACAGAUCUAUGGUUUUGGCCGCUCCCCUGUUCUCCCCAGGAAAAGAAAUGGCUUGUUUACAAAUCCCAUCAGGCCACAAUAUUGGACUAAUGAAGGAAUGACACCCUCUGGUGGUGGCUACCAUACAAUGGAUGCCAAAUACUCUUUUCCAAAAGAAGCUUUCACGCUUCCUCAGUCCAUUCUGGUAAAGCCAGAUUCACAUAGACACAACACAGAAAAGCCUGUGAAGUCAGUGCGGUUCUUGACUGAAGACGUUCCCCAGACCACAACGAGGAUGAGCUCACUAUCGUCUGGAGCACAGACCAUCGGGAACUCUCAGAGCGGCUCCACAGCUCUAGAGCACUGGAACCCAUCAGCCAUCUUGGGUCGGGACGGAAGUACCUCAGUCCUUAAAGACACAAAGACGUUUCUGCAGAGAAAAGGUCCUGCUCAGAAUCACGCGUCUGUCGAGGGUCUCCCCUUAAGCAUGAAACCAGCAAUUAUCAACAUGGCUUCCAGUCCCACCAGGCACAGGGUGGUGAUGGGAUACAACGCACAGACUGACGCAGAGCUGAACCUUCUAGAAGGAGAGCUGGUCCUGGUCCAAAAGCCUCGACCGGACGGAAGGGUCCUGGUGACCCAAGAGAUCACUGGACGGACGGGCCUUUUCCACAGCAGUAUUCUGGACAUAUUGGACAAAGUCGUCUGAGUGCCACUGUUAUUGUACUCGUGUGUGUUCGUUUUCCACUAUUGAGCAGUGUUGCUUUUGGAAUCACGUGGAGUGAGACUGUUGCAUAAAAGAACUUAACAAGAAA